GUGGCGGCGUGGCGCGCGCAUUGCCGCCAUAACCUCGAGACGACGCGGAGCGGCCUGGCACGCGGGAUGUCGUCGUGCACGGACUUGUUGCGCCUCAACGAGAAGACGCUGUUCCGGGACAUCAAGGCGAGUCUGCCGAGCGGCGCCAAGGAGACGCGGAACAUCCUCGAGAUUCGCGACAACGCGGUGUACGUGUGGAAUGCCGACAAGUGCUGCGUGCUCACGCUCAACGUCGCGGCGACACGCGGCAAGCUCGGCGAGGACGUCCCGUAUCAGACGCUACAACCAACAGAUCCGCCGAUAUUUGAAGUCGCAAACUUACUGAUAAACGAGACAGCGACGCAACUGGCACUAUGGGGCAAGUUGGGCGUCGCUCUCCUGGAUUUGCCGAAACGAUGGGGCAAGGACGCCGUUUACGAAGGCGGCAAAGAAGAGAUUCUUUGCACGAAUCACAAUUUCGGCGACUUCGGGACGACCACGGAGAUUCAACGAGCGCGAUGGCAUCCGGGCUCUACGAAUGAUUCUCAUCUGUUGAUUUUGACAUCUGAAAAUUCUUUUCGUUUAUACGAAUGUGAACUGGGCGGCGCACCAAGACUUAUAAAGCGCUGGAAGGUCGGUCGCGGGCCGUCGAACUCACCCUCAAAGAUCCCGGACUUUACAUCCCUCGGCGAGACCGCGGUGGACUUCGAUUUCGUCACUCCUACCCUGAGGAAGCCGGAAAUAUUCGCCGAUAAGAGUGUCGAGAUAACAGAAGCGAUAAGCUGGAAUCAGAUCGAGUGGCCGAUCCUGGUGCUACGCGGAAACGGCGAAGUACUGAUCGUUCGUGGAAACAUUUUAUUGGAAAACUAUGAAAAUCCAGUGGUACUGGGUUCGUUGUCCAUGUAUCCGUCGACCGACGAUAAUUACGGGAUAGAUUCAUGCUCUAUCAUGUGCCUGCAAACUACCCCGCCGAUAGUGGUCAUCGCCAUGUGCACCGGAAAGAUUUAUCACGCGAUACUGCUGUGCGAAAUAUCGGACGAUGACGACGACGACAGAAAGACUUGGUCGCAAUAUGGCUCGAACUAUAGUCUUCAUACACCGGACAAUGCGCUUUACGUUUACGAGUGCGUCGAACUGGAACUGGGUCUUCUCUUUACCGAUGACGAUAAGAAAUAUAAUUGUCCCAUCCACCUUCAUUGCGAUAAGGACAACAAAUCGAGGUAUUUUUGUUCUCACAAUGCCGGAAUUCACAUGGUUAGUCUACCGAUGGUUUCUCAAUUGGAAGAGUUUUUAUGUGAUAACAGCGGAAAUUAUCUACCUUCUCUGUUAAACCAAUCAAUUUUACAAUAUUUAUUUUCCACGAGAACCAAGCAUACGAACGUAGAUGAACCUACGCCGAUGCUUGGUUUUGGCCUCCUUCAAGAACCCUGUAUUUUAGUCGCAUUGCUGCAUACAGGUGUUGUCAUCGAUCUAUCGGUUAUAGAUCUUUAUUAUCUUCCCAGGAUCGAGCAAUUCGAACCUGUAAUCAACACGACAAAUAAGGUGAAUAAGGAACCAUUCGACGUAUACAUUAAGAAAUUACUAAGACGCGAAGUAUCACAGCCGAUAACUAAAAUAGGAUCUCGCUCGAUGUCCUUAAGCGAAUCCCUAGAGUUGUUGUAUCACGCUACGAAUAUCUUUCGUACUCAACAUUUUGUCCGGCACGACAAAGUCCGGGAAGAAAUCGGUAAGAAGGUCCGCGCUUUGAAAGCAUUGAAAAGCCAUCUGUUAAAAGAAGUCGAUACUUUAAUGGAAACGAAGAAAGAAUUGCGACAGACCGCUGAGCGUUUAGCCGAACGAUAUGAAGAUAUUAAUGAUAAACAGAAAGAAUUGGCACGUAGAGCAGAGGAAGUUUUAAGAUUGGUAAAUUACAAAGAACCUUCGAUGACGUCUAUUGAGCGAGCAGAGGCCGAAGACUUGAAGAAAAUGGACGUAAAGAUACACGACAUGCAGAUCCGACUUGAACAGCUCAAAAAGAAAUCCGCUCAACAGACUUCACACACGAAUGGCAUCGAGGCCAAUGGAAAGAAGAAAGAAAUUGUUUUCACACGCAACCAAGAGGAAGCGACAAAAGAGAAUCUUCAUCAGAUGACAAAGAACAUAAAGAAUUUAGUAGAUCACGUAAAACAGAUUAAAGCAGAAAUUAGUCUAUCGUACAUUAGCAAACAGUAAUAUAGCAAGUAUCAAAUAUUAUUAAAUUAUAAUUAGUAAUUGUUAUAUUUUAAUUUGAAAACUUAUAUACAAUAACAAAUUUUGUUAAAUGAUGUUUUAUAGUCCUCCAGCCCUUUAAAAUUUAUGGUAAUACUUAAACAUGUUACUUUUGUCUCUGUAUCAUUUUAUUCAAGUAAUUGUUAUUGUGUAUAUUUGUUAUGUCAUACAAUAACUUGAAUUGAUCACAUAAAAAACCAAAAAAGAAAGAUAACUAUUAACUAAACUGAAAAAGGAACAUGUAUAUAAUAGAAAUAAGAAACAGAAUAAGGAUUAAAAUGAUAUUUAUUA
Messenger RNA from Vollenhovia emeryi, 2517 nucleotides. It is a transcript of the gene mbo, whose product is annotated as nuclear pore complex protein Nup88. The coding region runs from base 67 to 2190 and encodes 707 amino acids. Gene Ontology annotation, cellular component: nuclear pore. The record is from RefSeq and is a predicted model, not a curated record. Gene Ontology annotation, molecular function: structural constituent of nuclear pore. The transcript is spliced from 13 exons. NCBI's taxonomy places the organism in Eukaryota, Metazoa, Arthropoda, Insecta, Hymenoptera, Formicidae. Gene Ontology annotation, biological process: protein import into nucleus; ribosomal large subunit export from nucleus; ribosomal small subunit export from nucleus.